This is a messenger RNA of Fusarium pseudograminearum CS3096, 3621 nucleotides long. RefSeq lists its product as uncharacterized. The transcript has 4 exons. Gene Ontology annotation, molecular function: actin binding. The record is from RefSeq and is a predicted model, not a curated record. Lineage: Eukaryota; Fungi; Ascomycota; Sordariomycetes; Hypocreales; Nectriaceae. The coding region runs from base 1 to 3621 and encodes 1206 amino acids.
AUGUCGUUGAAUGGAUUGGAUGACCCAAAGGUCCAGGAAGCCUACGAGGCCGCUGUCGCUGAACCGGGAGGAUGGUUCCUUCUCAAGUACGCGAGUCGCGAUGAAGUCGAAUUACUAGGUCGUGGCUCAGGCGGCGUCGUCGAGGUACGCAACAACGUCACCGAAUACGAAGAAACCAGCCCUCUAUACGGUUUCUUGAGAUACCGAAGGAGGAACGUCUUGAUCAAGUUCCUGCCCGAGGAUUGCUCUCGUCUUAUUCAAGCCAGGGUAGCCGUUCACUUCAAUGCCGUUUGCGAUCGAUUCUCCCCCUACGAUACCAUCUUUGAAAUUACCGAAGCCAAGGAGCUCAGAGAUACCAGGUUGUCGGCAGCUUGCUCUUUGCAUGCCGCUUCGGGUUCCACUUCAUCGUCUACAAGCUCGCUGCGUCGAAGACGAUUAAUGGAGAUUGCGGAGGAGGAGGAGGACGAACAACAACAGCGCGCCACCAAACGCCAGUCAGUUGCUGAGAACGACGAUGACGGCGAGGUUCGGCCAAAAACAGCAAAGACAAGCCACGAACCUGCUCUCCUCGCAGAGCCAGUCACUUUGAACUCGGAGCUCGCUGAAUCUCCAGAGGAAAGUAAAUUCACUGACGCGUCGGAAGUACCCAACUUUGUCGGCGCUGACGAUAGACCUGUUUCAUCCAGUGAAUCUGAGGCUCUUCCGCGAUUGUCAUCACAAUCAGGUCGACCGGAUCUGUAUCCGUAUUCAUCGUAUAAUUACGGCAAGCCAAAAGUUAAGCUUGGCCCCCGCCCUUCGCUUGAAACAAACGGCCGACCUCGUACUGCGGGCUCAUAUCGUCCCGUCUCGCAGAUGCCUUCUGGUUUUAAGCUGUUUGGCAAGGGAUCCAAGAAAGAAAAGAGCAAGGAAGAUUUUGCAACUACCGAGGAUACUCCUACCGAGGACAAGGACACACCGCCUGUGCAGGACGAACUGCAGAUCACCGAUGCAGAGUUCGCCCGACCCACGACAAGUUCUGGAGUUUCGAUUUCUGGUUCCGCCAUCAUACCCGCGCCGCCACCUGCGAAACCAACCAUUUCGCCUGAGAAGGCAAGAUUAAUGAAGGCCAUGAAGCUCCGAGAAAAGAAGAAGAAGGAUAUGGCGGUCGAGGCCGAUGUCUCGUCACCGCCUACCGAAAUUACAGGACCCAGUGAAGGUGGAUCGUCUACAGAUCAUGCUGAAGACAACGAAAAUCAACACGACACUAAAUUAAAUCAACCUUCAAUGUCGAACGCGGAUUCAGGAAUCGGACUGGAUGUUUCUUCAGCCUCUAUGAAUGCUGACCAAUCGUCUGAUCUUGCGCGGACUGAUUCCCACCCUGAUAGCCCUGUCAUUGCAUCGUCUGAACCCGAGAUCUCCACGAAGGCCUCUUCUCUUUCUGAAUCCACCGAUGACACUCUGCACCCCAAAGACGAGGAUGCGCAUGAUCAACAUGAAAAGGAGAACGUUAACAUCGAACAAACCUCAGCACAGAGUACAAAUGACCAGAACGCUGCCACUGUAGCAGUUGCGCCAGUCAGCAAUGCUCCACCGUCGCCUAAGGAUAAGGGGCAACCCGAGGACGCACCCCUCGACCCCGUGCCCGGCGCUGAUACCAACAUUUCGGAAAAGCCAGUAGACGCACCCGCAAACGAUAAUAAAUCCACCACAAUGGACUAUAUCUCAAACGCGCCCGACACUACCGAGUCAUCCGCCAAUAUCGACAAGGCUGACGAGCCUCUGUCUCCUACAACUUCUUCCUUGAAGAUCCCCAAAUCCAAGUUCUCAACGCAGGAUUUGCGAUCAGCAGCGAACGCAGCCUCGUCGUCGGUCUCCAACUCUCCCCCUCGAGAAAUCGAAGAGAACAAGCCAACCAUUGUCACUCAAGAAGUUGUGGAGAAGGAGGAAGACGAGGUUGGGGUGUCAGAAACAAAGCAACAAAAGCGCAAAACAAAUAUUGAGCCAAUCAAAACACAACUUACGGAAGAUAAGGACCCUCUAUCUGACGACGAGGACCUCAUGGACGAGCUACACGAUGCGACCCUUCACGAAGCGAAGCCUAUGACUGUUGCUAAGAGCCCAGUCACUCCAGUGUUCCCCAGCCCAACCAAGAGUGAACGAUCUCCUGUCAUCUCCCGAACUGUCUCGAAUCCUGUACACGGCAAGCUUCUCGCCCCUGGCGAUGUCACUACAAGCUCGGCACGAUCUGUCAGCUCUGGUGGCGCUGCUUACUUGCACAAGAUUGCUCAGCAGCCGGGUGGCCCAACCCUGAGCAGAAAGGGCACGGUGGGAUCGAGUAUUUCACAGCGCAUCAAAGCUCUCGAAAAGCUCUCAGCUAGCACUGGCGAGACCCUUGCCCCCGCCCCUACUGCUUCUGCUCGGGAGAGACCGUCUUCGGCAUUCUUCUCUGUGCGAAAAAGUCGAGAGCCGUCUCGGUCUCCGUCCGUGGUAGACCGGACCAGCUCUAUCAACCGUGCAAACCUCCGAACACCCCCGUCGCGAUCCGGCUCACGCGAUGAGUCACCCGAUAGAUCUAGACAACAGACACGCAGAGGGCGCUCAACAUCGGUGGCCAGUCGCUUGUCCGUGUUCGAAGCGAACCCCUUGGAAAAUGAUGGCUCCCCUGGUUCAGAAUCCAUUUCGGUUACUGCCAGGAUAGUCCGCGAUCCAAGCCAGAACGCAGCCAAAUCGCUCGAGCCCGCUAAAGACCUAUCCGAGUUCAACCCCGUGGAACUUCAGGAGUCCCCUUUGUUGGUAGAUCACCAAAGAGCAUCGCCCGUCUGGUCCCCUCCAGCCUUUCAGCCGCCAAAGGAAACCUUAGUUGAACGACGGAUGUCAAAGGACGAUAACAACGGAGACAAAGAGGACCAAUCUAGACGGUCUUCGCUCAGCGUAGUCAGAGACUUUAUUAACGACCGCCGCAAAUCCCUCACAUCUCCUUCGUCUGAUAUCCUUCCCAAGAGCUCUCAAUCUCCAACUCGCCCACCCUCGACCCACCAGGGUAAGCGGCUGUCAAUUAGCAGCCGUCGGUCAUCCUUCAGCCGUGAAAGAGAAAACGUGCUUUCUCCUUCAGCUACCACCGAGAGCUCCGUAUCAGGCGAUGAGACCAAGUCCAGUGGCGAAAAGAUGAAGUCUCGAGCUGGUCGAUUUAUGCGUCGCCUCUCAUCUCUUUCUAGUUCUCGUGGCAAGACUACACCACCAACUGUUCUCUCACCAACCGUACAAGAGGAGCACGUCCGACCUGCGACAACUGGUCCCCCAUCCAUCGUUUCAUUUAUGGGAGACGUCAAUGUUCAAUUUCCUGAUAACUUGCUCUGGAAACGACGCAACAUGUGCCUAGACUCCCAGGGCUUCCUUAUUUUGAGUGCGCUCCCAUCACAGAGCAGCCGUACUGCCCAGGGUACCAAACGCUACCACCUGAGCGAUUUCAGAGCACCAUACAUUCCCGAUGUUGAGGUUCAAGAGCUCCCCAACAGUGUAGUAUUGGACCUCGUCGACGGCAGCAGUGUGCAGCUUGCAUGCAUGGACCGUACCGGGCAGGUCAGCAUUCUUAGCACCCUCCAAGAAGCCCAUGCCAAGCAUGCGACGCCGUUCGCGCUGUAG